GUUAAACUCCAAAGAAGAAGAAGACAACGGAAACCGACUUUUUUGCUGGUAAUCAGCUGACAUAACAACAUUUCACCAGGCCACCGUCUAAAGGUUGUGUGGAUCGUCAAAAUGGCGUACCCCAGAACCCACAACCCAUUUGCAGAUGAUGAUGAGGAGGAGCAGUGCCGGUCAAGUGGGGGAUUUGAUGACCCCCAAGAGAGGGGAAUGAGUGAGGCAGAGAGCAAGCAGAGAUGCCUCCAACAGGAAGUGAUGCGUACGGCCAAGUCGGCGGUGGACAGCAGCCACCGCUCCCUGGGGCUCAUCUAUGAGUCGGAGAAGAUCGGCGCUGAGACUGCAGAGGAGCUGAUGCGUCAGGGGGAGGCUCUGAAGAGGUCCGAGAGAAUGGUGGACAACAUGGGCCAAGACCUGAAAACCAGCCAGAAACACAUCAACAGCAUUAAGAGUGUGUGGGGAGGCCUUGUCACGUACUUUACGGCCAAGCCUGAGACCACCAAGCCCCUGCCAGAAGAGCCUGUUGCCUACCAAGCCAGCAGCAAAUUGCAGAAUGCCAUGUCUCACAGUCAGGAGCAUGAAGGCAAGUACCAGGCCAAUCACCCCAACCUGAGGAAGUUGGACAUUGGAGGGUUCGGCGCAUUUGCAUCAGAUGACAGCUCAUCCAGUCAAAAUGGCUACCCUGCAAACAGACAGCUUAGAGCCGCCCACCAGACACUGGACAACAACUUAGAUGAGAUGUCCCUGGGCCUGGGAAGGUUAAAGAACCUAGGACUGGGCCUACAGUCUGAAAUUGAGAAUCAGGAUACUUCUCUGGACAAUCUGCUGGGCAAAGUGGACAAGCUGGACCUCAAGAUCAACAACACCAACCACCAGAUCAAAAACCUCAAAUAAUAAGUCCCAAACAUUCUGACUCACCUGUCAGACACUGGUCAACUCAACUCCCCUUACCUGGGUUUCGCUACACAGCAGCUCUCUGUGCACCAUGAUGUCUUAUUCCUCUGAUAGAGUACCAAUGUUAUUGAUACUUUAAUGAAUGAUAUUCAGUUCUUCAAACAGCUCCACAUAAAUGCAUAGACCACCCUGUUCUUGACGAUUUAUGAUUUAUCUUGUGGUUUUAGAAAGGAAGGAUCUCUGAGUAGGACCUGUAGUUGAGAAGUGUUAAUGGUCUGUUAUUGUUUCCCUCAGUUUGCAUUGUGGUAAAUUGCAUUUUAAUUCAGUUUGGUAAGUAAAUUAAUUCAAUUUCAACUCUGUGAGGGAUCAUCUUUGAGAACAAAGGGCCACUUGCAUUCAUGAAUUUAAUUUAAGAGUCUGCUGACUUGACAUGCUAUUGGCCCCAACUGAUCGCUGUGUCCAGAAGCCAGAAAAAUAAAUUGAGUGGUGUUUGUUUGAAA
Messenger RNA from Salvelinus fontinalis (brook trout), 1388 nucleotides. It is a transcript of the gene snap29, whose product is annotated as synaptosome associated protein 29. The transcript has 6 exons. Lineage: Eukaryota; Metazoa; Chordata; Actinopteri; Salmoniformes; Salmonidae. The record is from RefSeq and is a predicted model, not a curated record. Gene Ontology annotation, biological process: synaptic vesicle priming; synaptic vesicle fusion to presynaptic active zone membrane; exocytosis. Bases 112 to 888 code for a protein of 258 amino acids. Gene Ontology annotation, cellular component: plasma membrane; SNARE complex. Gene Ontology annotation, molecular function: SNAP receptor activity; syntaxin binding.